Messenger RNA from Rhinolophus ferrumequinum (greater horseshoe bat), 956 nucleotides. It is a transcript of the gene PPP1R35, whose product is annotated as protein phosphatase 1 regulatory subunit 35. The coding region runs from base 91 to 891 and encodes 266 amino acids. NCBI's taxonomy places the organism in Eukaryota, Metazoa, Chordata, Mammalia, Chiroptera, Rhinolophidae. The transcript has 4 exons. Gene Ontology annotation, molecular function: phosphatase binding. Gene Ontology annotation, biological process: negative regulation of phosphatase activity. The record is from RefSeq and is a predicted model, not a curated record.
GAUAACGGUUUCCGGUAGCGGUCUGGGUGGGACUGGGUAGAGGAGGUCGUGAGCCAGUGCUCAGUGACCUUGGCCUCCAGUCACGCAGGGAUGAUGGGCUGUGAAGAGUCGGAGCUGGAGUUGGUGGAAGGGGAAGAGGCCAUGGCGGUCCCGGGGUCUCCCCCAGAACCCCGCGUCCCGGAGCCCGGAGCCCCAGUGCCCGAACCCGGCCUGGACCUGAGCCUAAGCCCGAGCCCGCGGUCCGAGAGCCCCAAACGGCUGAACUGCAGCCCGGGGCGGCGGAAGGGGCGGGCGGAGCGGCGGGGCGGGGCCCGCAAGGGGCGGCAGGUCCGCUUCCGCCUGGCGCCACCCUCCCCGGUCCGGUAUGAACUGCUGCCGGCCGUCGCUGCACCAAUCGAGAAGCCCGCAGCUGUGCAGGACCUGGGGGCUCCCGCGCCGCAGAGCAGCCUGGCCCUGAGCCUUGAGUUGCAGGCCGCGCGGGCCGCAGCCGCGGGUCAAUUCGAUGCCACAAAGGCCGUGGAGGAACAGCUGAGAAAGUCGUUCCAGACCCGCUGCGGCCUGGAGGAGAGCGUGGCUGAGGGGCUGAACGUGCCGCGCAGCAGGCUGCUCUUCCGGGACCUGGUGAGCCUGCAGGUACCCGAGGAACAAGUUCUGAACGCGGCGCUGAAGGAGAAAUUGGCGCUUUUGCCGCCGCAGGUCCGAGCCCCGCCCCCAAAGGAGCCACCUGGGCCAGGGCCAGACAUGACCAUCCUGUGUGACCCAGAAACAUUAUUUUAUGAAUCUCCAUACCUAACCCUGGACGGUCUGCCCCCUCUCCGGCUCCAACUCCGGUCCCGCCCUUCAGAGGAUACCUUCCUCAUGCAUCGGAUACUGAAGCGAUGGGAAGCUUAGGCCUGGAAUUGCUAGUUCAUAUUUUUGUGUUAAAACUAUUAGAAUAAAGUGGUUUUGCUAACAAA